AUGGGUUGGUUUUGGGCAGAUUCCAGUGUUAGAGAACGUGGUGGCAGCGAAAGCGUGGAGGAAAGUGCAGUUUCUGGUUGUCCGGUUAUACAUAGCAAUUCUAAGACAGCAUCUGGAUAUCCAGUGGUUAAAGAAGGUACGCCAGCUGAGAGUUCGAGCUGCCCUGUGAUCCAUCAGGGGGGGCAAAACGUGGGGUUAAACCCUCUAAACAAUGUGCCUAGUUUUAUAUCGGACAGGAAGCAGCCUGGCCAAAAGCUUGAUUUACCGACAUGCCGUACUACAAGCAGCAUUCCAAAGGGUUCUUGUGAUCAGAUGGGCAAGGAAGAGUUCUGGGAGUAUCCAUCUCCGCAACAGAUGUACAACGCCAUGGUUCGCAAGGGCAAAGUAGACCCUAACACUGGGGAGGAGAUUCCUGAGGAUGCUGUUGAGUCGAUGGUGUUCGUCCACAACUAUUUGAACGAGGGUUGCUGGGAGGAAAUAUUAGACUGGGAGAAGCCCCAUAUAGAGGCUACUGCCAGGUACCCUAAACUGUUGAAGUUCAUGGGGAAACCAAGUCAGGUUACUCCAAGAGCACGCUGGUACCAUCUACUGGGCACUUUGUUCCCAAGUAAAUUUUGCGGUGAACUGCCCUUCGAUAGACAUGACUGGAUCGUUUUGAGGCCCGAUCCUAUGUCAACGGAUACAGAGAACCCGGGUUACCGCAAAGUGCGGUACGUCAUAGAUUUCUACGGCGGUCCUGAUGACGAAGAGGGAUUACCUACAUUCAACUUGGAUGUGAGACCAGCGUUGGAUAAUUUGGGUAAUGCGAAAGAUCGGUUUAACCGGUGGGUGAAGCCCAUUUGGGAUGAAUAUUUCCCUGACAACAAGCAAUAA
Messenger RNA from Eremothecium cymbalariae DBVPG#7215, 873 nucleotides. It is a transcript of the gene CYC3, whose product is annotated as holocytochrome c synthase CYC3. Gene Ontology annotation, cellular component: mitochondrion. The transcript has a single exon. NCBI's taxonomy places the organism in Eukaryota, Fungi, Ascomycota, Saccharomycetes, Saccharomycetales, Saccharomycetaceae. The record is from RefSeq and is a predicted model, not a curated record. The coding region runs from base 1 to 873 and encodes 290 amino acids. Gene Ontology annotation, molecular function: holocytochrome-c synthase activity. Gene Ontology annotation, biological process: cytochrome c-heme linkage.